CUAACUUCCCUGUAGUGGGUUGGAGAACAGGAAUAGAAGGGGUAAAGGACACGGUUGUAAUGACACAUGUACAGUUGCUAUUACAUACUGUACUCUGAAGAGAUUGGCCUUUACCUGACUUCAUCUGAGGAAGAGGAUGACCCAGCAGGGACCUACAGCAGCUAUGGAGGAAAGGCUCAGCUGUCCCAUCUGCUUUGAGUUCUUCCAGAACCCAGUGGAUCUGAAAUGUCAACACAGCGUCUGCUGCAGCUGCCUGGAAACACCAACAAGGAUUCAACAAAAGCAGCGCGAGUGCCCAGUCUGCAGGGGAAGGAAUUCCAUAGACAAUAUCCAGCCCGCAAUGUCUAAUAUGAAACUGAGGAACAUAGUGGAGGCCUACCUGCAGGGAGAAGAGAAGAAGGGGAGUGGGGGGAGAGCAGUGGGUCUUGUGGUGUGCGCCAGACAUAAUAAGAAGCUCAGGUUUUUCUGUGAGGAAUGUGAGGAACUUGUUUGUGCUGUGUGUGUGGAGACCGAGCGGCAUGCCAAGCAUAAACACCAGCCAGUGAAGGAGGAAGCGCAAUGGCGUAAGAGGGAAAUCACUUCAUUGAUCUACAACCUUCCUGAGAAACUGGAACUGGACAUAAAGCAAGCGAGAGUCACAAGAAAGUGUGCAGCACAAUACAUCAAGACCCAGGCCCAAACCACAGCAGGACAGAUCAAGAGUGAGUUUGCGAACCUCCACCAGUUCCUGAGAGUUGAGGAGGAGGCCAGACUGGCAGCUUUGAAACAGGAGGAAGGGAUGAAGACAGGGUUACUGACCGAGAGGAUCGCCCGUCUUGCCAGCAACAUGACCUCACUCCCAGGGAGGAUCUCAGACAUACAGACCAAGAUGAAGACCGAUGACAUCUCGUUUCUACAGAUGUACAAGGACUUGAAAGACAGGGCCAAGUAUACAAUGCAGGAUCCAGAGCCUGUAUCGGGGGCCCUGAUAGACGUGGCCCAACACUUGGGAAACCUGAGGUUCAAGGUCUGGAAGAAAAUGCAAGAGAUGGUGCAAUACACCCCUGUGACCCUGGAUGUGAAUUCAGCCCACCCUGAUCUACUGAUCUCUGGGGUCCUCCUGGAGGUGAGUGACAGACGAUCGUCCCAGCCUGUGCCUGAUAACGCGGAGCGAUUCGACAGCUCAGUGAGCGUGCUGGGCUCUGAAGGCUUCUACUCAGGCAUUCACAGCUGGGAGGUGGAGGUGGGGCCUAAGAAGGCCUGGACCCUGGGAGUGGCCAAAGAGGGUGUGGCCAGGAAGGGCAAUGUGAUGGUCAGCCCAGAGGGUGGGAUCUGGGCGAUGGGGCUGUGGAACGGGGAGGAGUAUAGCGCUGGAACCUCCCCCCUGGGUACCCCUUUGGUCCUGAGUAGGAAACCCCAGAAUGUCAGGGUCAAGUUGGACUAUGAGAAAGGAGAGCUGUCCUUCUAUGACUCCAGUGACAUGUCACUCAUCUAUAUGUUCGAACAGAGGUUCACAGAAAGACUGUUCCCCUACUUCUCUCCCUGCCUUAACACCGAUGGCACUAACCCUGGAGUACUGAGUAUCUGCCCUGAGAAGGUGUUUGUGACUGUGACACCUGCUCACUAAGGAUAUUUUCUGGUGAUACUACUUUACGAUCACUCACCGAAGUGUCUGUCUUGGUAAAGUCAGUCACAGUGACUCUAGUGGUGACAGUGAUGUCUGUGACACCAAUGUGUAUUCCGAAACUUUGUCUGGGGCACUUUCCUGUUAAUUAAUUUAUUGAGAGAAUGUG
Oncorhynchus gorbuscha (pink salmon) is the source of this 1772-nucleotide messenger RNA. Its product is annotated as E3 ubiquitin-protein ligase TRIM21-like. The transcript is spliced from 6 exons. Gene Ontology annotation, molecular function: zinc ion binding; protein binding. NCBI's taxonomy places the organism in Eukaryota, Metazoa, Chordata, Actinopteri, Salmoniformes, Salmonidae. The record is from RefSeq and is a predicted model, not a curated record. The coding region runs from base 137 to 1606 and encodes 489 amino acids.